Camelus dromedarius (Arabian camel) is the source of this 946-nucleotide messenger RNA. RefSeq names its product stathmin 3 (gene STMN3). Gene Ontology annotation, biological process: neuron projection development; regulation of microtubule polymerization or depolymerization; microtubule depolymerization. Gene Ontology annotation, molecular function: tubulin binding. NCBI's taxonomy places the organism in Eukaryota, Metazoa, Chordata, Mammalia, Artiodactyla, Camelidae. Gene Ontology annotation, cellular component: cytoplasm; neuron projection. The record is from RefSeq and is a predicted model, not a curated record.
CCCCGCCACUGCAGCAUUCGCCUACUGCAGCUCCAGCCGCCGCCCGCGCAUCUCCAGCCUCCUCCACCCCGCCACCGCCAGCACCAUGGCCAGCACUUUGUCCGCCUACAAGGAGAAGAUGAAGGAGCUGUCGGUGCUGUCGCUCAUCUGCUCCUGCUUCUACUCACAGCCGCACCCCAACACCAUCUACCAGUAUGGGGACAUGGAGGUGAAGCAGCUGGACAAGAGGGCCUCUGGCCAGAGCUUUGAGGUCAUCCUCAAGUCCCCUUCCGACCUGUCCCCAGAGAGCCCUGUGCUCUUCCCCCCCAAGAGGAAGGACACCUCCCUGGAGGAGCUGCAGAAGCGGCUGGAGGCAGCUGAGGAGCGGAGGAAGACGCAGGAGGCGCAGGUACUGAAGCAGCUGGCGGAGCGACGCGAGCACGAGCGCGAGGUGCUGCACAAGGCGCUGGAGGAGAACAACAAUUUCAGCCGCCUGGCGGAGGAGAAGCUCAACUACAAGAUGGAACUCAGCAAGGAGAUCCGCGAGGCGCACCUGGCGGCGCUGCGCGAGCGGCUGCGCGAGAAGGAGUUGCACGCCGCGGAGGUGCGCAGGAACAAGGAGCAGCGCGAGGAGAUGUCCGGCUAAGGGGCUUCCGGACAGCGCGGCGCCUGGACCCUGAGACGAGACAAGAACACAGUCGGGUUUUGGUUUCGUUUUGUUCAACUUUCUCUAGAUGCAGCUCUGUUCCGCUUCUCCCUCUCCUCCAGCACUCCCGGCUUCAGCUUCUUUUUCCGCACUCUGAGCUGCCCAGUCCUUGUGGCAAGUCUGUGACUCUCCCUGGAGGAGCCACCAGGGUGUGGCUCGCGGUCCCUCAGUCCCCGGGCUGGGUGGUGGCGGGGUCCCCUCUUGGUAGCCCUCUUAGUGGACCUGGUGGGACCUCAAUAAAUCCAGCAAUGGUGACAGGAA